Euleptes europaea (tarantolino) is the source of this 696-nucleotide messenger RNA. RefSeq names its product acanthoscurrin-2-like. The transcript has 2 exons. NCBI's taxonomy places the organism in Eukaryota, Metazoa, Chordata, Lepidosauria, Squamata, Sphaerodactylidae. The coding region runs from base 1 to 696 and encodes 231 amino acids. The record is from RefSeq and is a predicted model, not a curated record.
AUGGGCAGUGGCCUUGGCAGCAGAGGUGCAUCAGCAGGAGGUCUGGGUGGUAGUUCUGGUAGACGUGGAUCAGCCGGAUCAGGUGGCAGCUUAAGCCGUCGAAUCAGCGGUGGUGCAUCAGCAGGAGGUCUAGGUGGUAGUUCAGGUAGACGUGUAUCAGCUGGAUCAGGCGGCAGCUUAAGUCCUGGCAUGGGUGGUGGUCGAAUCAGCAGUGGUACAUCAGCAGGGUGUAUGGGCGGCAGUUUUGGUGGUGGUAGCACAGGAGGCAAUUUAGGUGGGGGUAUGGUUGGUGGUGGAUCAGGAGGCAGUCUGGGAGGUGGUGGACUUGGAGGAGGGUGGAGCCACGGCGGCAGAAGAUACAGCGGCUCUGCAUCCGGUGGCCGAAAUUACACCAGCAGUACAUUCGGCGGCAGAGGAUUUGGCGGCGGCUUAUCUGGUGGCAGAAGAUACAGUGGCAGCGGAUUUGGAGGAGGAUAUGGUGGAGCAGGACAAGGUGGCAUCAUUUAUGGUGGCAGCGGAUACGGCGGCAGUGGUUACGGGAGCUGCGGGUAUGGCAGCUGCGGGUACGGCAACGGUGGAUUUGGUGGCAGCAGAUAUGGUGGAGUCACGUACGGUGGCUCCUCUGGUGGAGGCUACACAGGUUUUGGCACCACAAUGGCACUGCUGCCCCAUGGCACCUCACACUACUAUUACUGA